Molecule: messenger RNA, 1372 nt
Organism: Eucalyptus grandis
Lineage: Eukaryota; Viridiplantae; Streptophyta; Magnoliopsida; Myrtales; Myrtaceae
Product: peptide chain release factor 1
Exons: 7
Coding region: 84-908 (274 amino acids)
Biological process (GO): translational termination
Cellular component (GO): chloroplast
Molecular function (GO): translation release factor activity
Source: RefSeq, a predicted model, not a curated record
UAGACGAUAUUUUAAUUUUCCAGCUCGGCCUUCCCCCUGCUUUGCUCCUGGAGCUUCGCCGGUUAGCCGCUCUGCGAGAGAAGAUGAAGAUUGCAAUGGCGAUUCGAUCGCUGCGAAAACCUCUGCUUCAUCGCACCGCACAUCUCGGGAAUCCGCCUCCCCUCCCUUCAUUCCCAAAACUCUCCAAAUUCGCGGUCUCCGUCGCCGCCAGACCUCGCCCGAUCGUCGCGUCGAGCGCAGCCCUGGAAUGGCGAACCGGCGAGCGAACAUGUCGCCGGGGCGGCUUCUGCUCCGGCAGCUCCGGGCAUAGCAAGGCGCCGGGCUCUUGCUUCUACAGCAACGGGGGUGCCGCUUCCUCGAGUUACAGUGGCGGCAGUGGCAGCAGUUACUUGGAGUUGACCGACGAAGAGCUGAUGAGGCAGUGCGAGAUGAGCACGUUCAAGUCGUCGGGCCCCGGCGGCCAGCACCGCAAUAAGCGCGAAUCGGCGGUCCGCCUCAAGCACAUCCCCACUGGUAUCAUUGCGCAAGCUGUUGAGGACCGAUCGCAGCACAAGAAUCGAGCGUCAGCUUUACUCCGCCUCCGCACUCUCUUGGCUCUUAAAGUGAGGAAUGCUGUUGAUCUUGAGGCAUACUCACCUCCCAAAGAGCUCCUUCAAAUACUUCCCCUGAAGUCGACUGUUAGAGGAUCUGAUUGUGGACCCCAAAUUGGACCGAACAAUCCAAAGUUUAUGCUGGGAGUGCAAGCCUUGCUGGAUCUACUAUCUGCCCUUGAAGGUUCUGUUUCCGAAGUAGCAAAAUUACUAGGUCUAAGCACAGGAGCAUUAUCACGAUUGAUCCUUUCAGAUGACUCUCUUAGGCUGGCAGUGAAUGAGUUAAGGGCAUCUAAGGGAAUGAAGCCUCUCAAGUGAGACUAUCAAAGCUAUCCAUACCAGAUAUUCCGAAUGGUUGUGAUGAGAAGUGCCUUUCUCGUCUCAUGCAGAAGCCUUCAGCAUCGAUAGCAUGACUUGUGCAAUUAGCAAGCUAAGCUGCCUAUCCCGCAUGCAUCAUACACCUUUAUACAUUGAUCCAGGCAAACAUUUUUCAGGGAUAGUCUUGGUUUUUACCUGCUGAAGUUCAUGUAAAGUUUACUGGCCAGGUUGACUCUGAGUCUGACCAAGUGUUGAUUUUUGUAUCUUUUUAACUUACCAGAUCAGUUUGUGCUCAUGUUUACAAAUUUCUGCUAGAUGACAUGGGGACAAUUUUUCGCCGGAUGUCCUGACCUGCUGAUAUUGAGCAUAAAAAUGACUCGUGUAUUUGUGAAUAUUUAUUAGAGUAACAUCAGAGAGAUUAAUAGUCAGUUUGCAAUAUGUUAUUAUAGGAGCUAUUGCAGUUA